Messenger RNA from Cannabis sativa, 528 nucleotides. RefSeq lists its product as uncharacterized. The record is from RefSeq and is a predicted model, not a curated record. Gene Ontology annotation, molecular function: zinc ion binding. The transcript has 2 exons. Lineage: Eukaryota; Viridiplantae; Streptophyta; Magnoliopsida; Rosales; Cannabaceae. The coding region runs from base 1 to 528 and encodes 175 amino acids.
AUGACGAGCAACUUGGCUGAGAGCUUCAACAACACAACUAAGGAUGCAAGAGGCUUCUCGAUCACUGCUGUUGUAGCAUUCCUGAGUUCCAAAGUCCAAAAGUGGUUUGCUUCACGAAAAGAAAAAGCUGACAAGUGGACGAAACUCCUAUCACCAGAAAUGGAGGAGGACUUGGCGUUGCAUUUUGAAAAAUCUCGGUAUUUUAACAUUGACUCAUGUGGACGUUACACGUUGCAGGUUCACCCUGGAGGAACAGUUCAAACCAAUGGCAUAGUGGACUUGCAGGAACAGACUUGCACUUGCGGCUUGUUCCAGUGCAUGAAGUUUCUUUGUCCUCAUGCAUGUGUUGCAUCUCGGGAGCGAAAUGAUUGGGAAUUGCCUGAUGACAUAAAGAAUAUGACAGUUAGAGUGCCUAUUGAGAAGCAACUAGUAGGGCAACCCAAGAAUCAAAAGGUUGGAAGAAUUAAGAACAACCGAACUGCUUGUAAUUGUGAUGUCUUGGAAUAUUAUGUAUUGUUAUUGAAUUAA